Messenger RNA from Daphnia pulex (common water flea), 993 nucleotides. RefSeq lists its product as uncharacterized. The record is from RefSeq and is a predicted model, not a curated record. The transcript has 2 exons. NCBI's taxonomy places the organism in Eukaryota, Metazoa, Arthropoda, Branchiopoda, Diplostraca, Daphniidae. The coding region runs from base 1 to 993 and encodes 330 amino acids.
AUGUGUGGACGAUUGCCAGGGCCGUUCAACUGUUGGACAGCAAAGAUCAAGUUGUCCGUCUCGUUGCCAGAGCCCAACUUGAGAAAACCGUCUCCAGGGGGGGGCCUGUACGACACUCGGUUCUACGGGUGCGGUCCGAACACAUGGACUCGAACGCGAAAAGCAGCCAGGCGUCUUCACGCAAGGAUCGACGUAUCCAGCGAUAGUUCCCUUUCAAAAGUGAUCGCUGAUGACGUCUCCUGCCUGUCGAACAAGGCUGUCCGCGGAUUGAGGACGGUGAUCAGGGGCCGAUGGACAACCGAACUCUCCAACGCCUCAAACCAGGGAAGAGUGGCAAGAGGUCUCCUUUUGGACUCGUCGAGCGACAUCGCCAGGCUCACAUCAUCACGCACCAAACUCAACUUCGAAGAAUGGAAGCUGAUCCAUCGCAGCCGACUAUCCAUCCUACCUCUUUUCGGCACACCUGGAAUUUCGGCUCCUGACAAGAAGUGCCGAAGGUGCAGGACGGACGCCGAGACCACGUCUCACGUGACCAGCCAUUGCCGGGUCAACCUUCCGGAAAUCGGACGGCGACACGACGCAAUUCUGCUGGAACUGGCCAAAAUCAUCUGCAGGGCCGGUCACACGAUUCGUGUCAACCAGGUGUUCCCGGACACUACCCUCCGCCCAGAUAUCGUCAUCACCUCCGCAACACCGCAGCUCAUCAUCGACGUGACGAUACCUUUCGAUGCUCCGGAAUCCCUACAAGCUGGAUUCGACCGGAAAGUGGCCAAAUAUGGUCAUCUUGGACCGACGCUUCCGGUGGUGAUCGGCGCUUUGGGCUCCUGGAUGCCGUCCAACAACGCGGUGGCCAACUCCCUCAACAUACAACCUAAUGCGUGGCGCCGUUUCAGGCGGAAGAGUCGACUUGCAGCCAUCCAAGGGUCAAUGAGAGUGGUCUCUAACCACCUUCACGCAGCUGACAGGGAUGAAGGCCUACUGGGGCCCGCAUAA